CGCAGGCAAGCAGGCAGGCAGGCAGGCAGGCAGGCAAGCAGGCAGGCAGGCAAGCCGAGGGAGCGGUACGGUAGAAGGUGCGAGACGCGGAGCAAGAGCGGAGGAAACGGCACGGCGCGGCGCGGUUUCGGCUUCUCGGCAUCGGCUUCGGAAAUGGCCGCGGGAAAGUAGAGAGCGGAGCGUUUGGUCGCUGGCUGGCAGGCAGGCAGGCAGGCUGGUCGGCCGGGCUGGAUCGGUCGGUCGUGGUCCAAGUUUUCGGAGCAGCGCGCGCUCGUCCAUCCGGCCGCAUCGGGGGGCGCGCGAUCGAUUCGCGCAUCGGACGAUCUCGGAGAGCAGCGUGAGAUAUGUGAGAGCGACGGGGCAUCGCACGACGAGUUCUGCGGAGACGACGUCUUGGAGAGAACGGAAACGACGGAGACGGAGGUGGGAGCGGUUCCUCGGUCCGGUUACGGCGAAGAAGAGGAUGGCCGGCGACGACGGCACGACGACGAACAAUGAGGUCCUCGAGGCGGAGGGUGGGGAGGAGGGGCAGGGUACGCCAGCGCGAGGGGAACUGCAUUCCAGAAUGCCGCCCACUCUGGAAUGCGAUCCCCCCGGUAACAGGAAUUCGUCCAACGAGCGAGCCGCCGCUAACAACGAGGACGGUGUCUGCCGAUAUGCGGUCGGCGCUGCUAACCGCGCUAUGUCUUUCUUCGAGAUGUGUCAGAUUCGACUCCAGUAUCUCUUCCCGCAACUGCGCCCACCGCCGCGUUACAAUAUCCACGACCUCUCUAUAGAAACGACCGCGGAGACCCUGGCCGAUGAUGUGAUACGGUACCUGCUGAAGGAGGAUAUCUAUCUUAUAUCCCAGGAUCCAGUCUCGCGCAGCAUGAGGCACAAUGUAUAUCAAAUGCUCAACAAACACAGCAUUCUCUUUACGAGUAUGGUAAAUCGCUUGAACGUCGUCCCGGACACCGCUUACGAGACGUUUAUGGGGGUCGCCAACGAGCUGUUCUUACACGACGUCAUCACAUGGGCCAGGAUCGUCUGCUUAUACGCCUUCAUGGGCAGACUGGCUCUAUGGGCCAGGGACAGAAGGAUGCACAGUCUUAAAAAGAAAUUGCCGCAGUACGUCUCCAGAUACGUUGGUGAAAACAUAACGCACUUUAUCAAGGGCUACGGCGGAUGGGAACAAUUGUGCGUCGAGUACCCCGUGGCCGAGGAGGUCAGCGGAGCGGUUUGGCGGAGUCUGCUGAUGACGGGAGCCACUCUGGGUCUGAUCGCCACGAUCUUGUCGGUAACUUCUUGAUGGAACCUCACGGGAUCGUGCAACUUGAAAACGUCUUGUUCAAGAAGCGUACUUACGUUCUACGAGGAUACCCUCGAGAGAGACGCGAGUAGAUUUCUAUAAGCGUAACGCACAACGCUGUCAACAUUUUACACCGGACACCGGGACGAUUCGACUCAAACGCGGCGCGCUUGCUACGUCUAUACGAGAAACACGGCAAAUUAACAAGAGAUACAUCAACGCGUUGACACACACAAUUUUCAUAUCAAUGUCACUCGGCUUAGAGGAUCAUCCUACUUUUUAUAUAACUCCAGCGAGCAUACAUAGCAUGAGCGACAGACAAUGACGCUAGUUUCCUAUUACGAUACCUUAUAACAGACUAGUGAAAUUAGUAGACAGACUAUCUUAUUUAAUUUCUACAAUAGACAUUUUAUAUUAAAGUAAUUCCUAAUGAUAAUACUCCAAAUUGAAGAAAUUUUUAGAAAUUUAUGCAACAACAGAAACAAGAAUCUCGAAAUUAUAUUGAAUUUAGGUAGACACAAUCUAUUUAUUUAUAAUUUAUUUUAGGUAGAGAAUAUAUUAAAAUAAUAAAUUCUUUCAAGUAUCUCUUUGGUCACAGAACCGAUCGCAACCACACUUUUAAACUGUAAGGCAUACAUGUAAUACCGGCGGAAAAAAACGAUGGCUACGGAGCUACACCAUCAUGUAUAUUCCAAUAAUGGCUACCUUUUUAUAUGUUGAUAUAUUCUAUUACACUUGCGCAAAAAUUUUAUAAGCAUAUUCAGAAUAAAUACUUUUAUAAAAUAAUUCGAUCGUCCUCCUGUAAUCAUUACUGGAACGAGACAAAGAGAUUAAAAAAUACCUACUGCGAAGAUGAUUAUGGAACGGUUUUUGCAACUCCAUAAAAAAACAAAAUUCAACGUAUUUUCUCAUCUGUCGAUUCCCAUUUAGUAUUAAAAUACAUGUAGGUAUGUACUGUUCGCUACAAAAUUAAUAAUCUCUCGUACAUUAUCGUGCGUAUCAAUGGAAAUUUACUAUCGAUGGAAAUUUACAGGGUAGAGUACAAGUUACUGUUAUGAAAAUUUAAAUAUAGUUUUAUGAAGCGAUUAUAUUACUACAAAUAAAAACCGCUCAUAAAAUAAUAUAAAGACUUAUUUACAUGGUACAAGUACUUUUUGUUUUCUGGGAAGACAUCGAGUCAACAUCGUUAAAGCAUCUUGUAAUGUAUCAUAAUUAAAUUAUAAGCGAUAAGUUUUACUACACCGUUGCGUAUCGUGACAAUGGGGAUCAGUCUUAAUCGCUACGAAAUACCACAGGCGACGUACUUUUGAUGUAUACGUUUGCAAAUAAUCAAAAAUGCUAACUUCAUGUAAAAUAACGCCAUCAUUCCUACUGCAGUGAACACAAUCCUCCUAAUCGUACCUAUGUAAUCUAAAAUAUUAAUUAAUGAAGAACAAUAAAAGAUAUUGACACUUGA
This is a messenger RNA of Vollenhovia emeryi, 2744 nucleotides long. Its product is annotated as bcl-2-like protein 1. The transcript is spliced from 3 exons. Bases 464 to 1288 code for a protein of 274 amino acids. The record is from RefSeq and is a predicted model, not a curated record. Gene Ontology annotation, cellular component: mitochondrial outer membrane. NCBI's taxonomy places the organism in Eukaryota, Metazoa, Arthropoda, Insecta, Hymenoptera, Formicidae. Gene Ontology annotation, molecular function: protein heterodimerization activity; protein homodimerization activity. Gene Ontology annotation, biological process: extrinsic apoptotic signaling pathway in absence of ligand; intrinsic apoptotic signaling pathway in response to DNA damage; regulation of apoptotic process.